Messenger RNA from Asparagus officinalis (garden asparagus), 907 nucleotides. RefSeq names its product glutathione transferase GST 23-like. Gene Ontology annotation, cellular component: cytoplasm. The transcript is spliced from 2 exons. Gene Ontology annotation, molecular function: glutathione transferase activity. NCBI's taxonomy places the organism in Eukaryota, Viridiplantae, Streptophyta, Magnoliopsida, Asparagales, Asparagaceae. Gene Ontology annotation, biological process: glutathione metabolic process. Bases 49 to 723 code for a protein of 224 amino acids. The record is from RefSeq and is a predicted model, not a curated record.
UCUCCUUAGCUCCAAAUACAUUCACCAAUUAAGUACAUAGCAAAAACAAUGGCAAUCUCGAGCCAAGUGAAGCUCUAUGGUAUGUGGGCUAGUCCUGCGGUCCGAAGGGUUGAAUGGGCGUUGAAGAUGAAGGGGGUUGAGUAUGAGUACGUUGAAGAAGAUCUCUCGAACAAGAGCCGCUGUCUUCUUGAAUACAAUCCGGUUAACAAGCAAGUUCCCGUGUUGGUCCAUGACGGCAGACCCGUGGUUGAAUCUUUGGUUAUUAUUGAGUAUAUUGAUGAGGUUUGGAAGGAGAAGAAGAUCUUGCCUGAGGAUCCUUACGAAAGAGCUACGGCAAGGUCUUGGGCUGUUUUUGCGGAGGAUAAGUGUCGAGCUGCAACCAAGGCGGUAUUCUUCACUGAAGGAGAAGAACAAGCAAAAGCCAUUGAAACUCUGGAAGAAGUCAUAGGGAGAGUUGAUGCAGAACUAAAAGGAAAAAAGUUCUUUGGAGGAGAGAAGAUAGGAUACUUGGACUUGGCUCUUGGUUGGCUUGCAUUUUGGCUCGGGGUAGCAGAAGAGGUUGCUUGCUUCAAAGUUGUGGACUCUCAGAAAUUCCCGAACUUCGUGUCAUGGAUCGACAACUUUCUCCAGAUGUCGGUGAUCAAAGAGAACCUUCCACCUCAUGGGAAAACUGUCGAAUUCUUCAGAAAUUAUCGCCAGAUUCAGUUAGCUGCGGAUAAAUGACUGAAUCGUGCUCCUGUCUGUUGAAUAUCAGUCAUGUUAGAAAUGCAUAAUAAGUUCUUUCCCCGCAGAAAUUAUUCGGGGAACUGCAACUCAAUUGAUGAAUAAUUUCUUAAGAAUCAUCGACAUGAAGCGUCAAAAAUGUUUGGGUUAAUUGCGUAAUGACCCUGUACUACAACCCAAUUGC